AUGUCCAAUCCUAUAGCAGAUACAGCAGAGUAUUUUGCUCGCUGGAGGCAAACAGUACAGGAGGUGGGUGAUCAAGACAGCCACAGGCCAGGAUCAAGCACUGCCACCAUGACACCACGAGGUGUGGGCAUGUAUGGGCCGCACCCCACGCCAAGCGAAUCAGUGCAUCAUGACAGUACCAUGUCGGAUGCUCGUUCCCAAUGGCUACGUGUGCUGAACAGAAUUUCGUUCCUGAAUCCGUUAGACACACCAACAGCAGUGGCAGCGGAUGAACAGCUACUGUCUGAUGAUGAAUCAGUCAAUGUGGAUCGGGACACAUUCGAGCUGAUGCGAAGUGCAGCACGAGAAAACCGCCAUCGAUCUCGCCACCAUAGCCUGAAUGUAUCCACAUCAGCCACAGGUGCUGUGCGUGGUCGUGAUGAUGAACCCACAGCCAUUGAAGAGCAAGACCAUGAUCAAGAGGAGAAACUGCCCUCUGCCUAUGAAUUGGAGAAUGAUCAAGUGUACCCCCUGAGUGAUGAACACAACGUGGACGAGGAAAGCAACUACUUCACACAUCCCUUUAAGGCGGAAGAACCUGCUGUGCCAGACAGUGACGAUAGCAGCAUACAGCAACCACCACCUGUGCUCAAAUCUGCACCGACAACCAGAACAGGCAGACGAUUAGACUCUGAGAACAGCAGCAUGCCUACCAUGGGAGAGUACGAUGAUGGCCGCAUUAUCAAAGACAAGUGGGAUAGAACAUUGGAUAAGCUCAAGCUGAUAGCCAACCUGCAGUCGCCUUUACCACCCUCGCCAGCACCGGCACAAACGCAUGUAAUGCUGGGACCUUCGCACACCUUGGCCACGUACUAUCCGCCUGCAUUUGAUCCUAUCUUUGCUGCCUUUGCCAAAGACGAAUAUGGGAGAAAGCUGCCGCCCAUCUUGUUACAAUGCAUCUAUCUCAAUGUCACCGACUCUGAAUAUCUCUACGGUACUGGCCAAUGGGUAUUCCGUAUUGAACUGCAGUAUGGUGAUGUCAAGUGGGUCAUUCGUCGUGGUAUUGCUGAUUUCGUGGCUCUGCAUAUCAAACUCAAGGUCAAGUCCAACUUGUACGAUUAUGUGCCUGAUCCGCCCGUUUUUCCGAAUCAACUGGCCAAUCUGCUGGAUACAGCCAAAUCAACCAUCGCCAUGUACUAUCGUGGUGAUGAGCCUGAGCCUCCUCCCUCUGUUUCGACACCAUCAGCAACACACCAGCAUCAGCAGCACCAUGACGAUGGAUCUAGCAUCAAGAGCAAAGUGGCACUCAACCGUCGCACGGCUUUGACCCAGUACCUGAGAGCCUUGUUGCUGCGUGCGCAUGUCACUGUCAGCUACGACAUUUGCGAAUUCCUGGAGCUAUCAGCCAUCAGUAUUGUGCAAGACAUGGGCUGGAAAGGCAAAGAAGGGUAUUUGCGCAACCGCAUCAACUAUGUUUCACCUCGCUGUUGUCAAAUUUGGAAAACUCAUCGCUGGAGCACAGAGUGGAUCAUACUAAGAGACUCAUACAUGGCAUUCUGUACAGAUACCGCAUCAUCUACGCCCACAGAUGUCUUGUUGUUUGACAAUGGGCUUAAAAUUGACAUCCAGGAACCAAGAGUGUACCUCGGCAGCUACCACAUCUCUAUCAGUAACGAGUCUCGCAAGAUUGAAAUCAAGGGCACCAAGCGUGAGGUGGAUCAGUGGCUAGAAAGUAUGGAGAAGGUGCGAAACGAGAGUCCCUGGGUACAGAACCAUCGUUUUGGCUCAUUUGCUCCUGUGCGUGCCAAUGCCAAAGUAAAAUGGUUUGUUGACGCAGAGAAUCACUUUAAUGCUGUUGCAGAGGCUAUUCUUUCUGCAAAGGUAGAAAUUUACAUAGCAGAUUGGUGGCUGACACCAGAGCUGUACCUUAGAAGACCACCAGAAGAAAAUGAAGACUUUAGACUGGAUCGGCUGCUGCAUCGCAAGGCAGUGGAGGGCGUCAAGAUAUACAUUGUCGUCUACAAGGAAAUGUCGCUUGCACUCACCAUCGAUUCAGUGCACACCAAACAGUGGCUACAGAAUUUGCAUCCCAACAUCAUUGUACAGCGCCAUCCAGACCAUACAUUUUCAAACGACAAUACCGUGCUGUUUUGGUCCCAUCAUGAGAAAAUUGUGGUGGUGGAUAACCGCCUGGCUUUCAUCGGCGGCCUUGAUUUGUGCUUUGGUAGAUACGAUACACAUAGCCACUCACUCUCUGACUACCCUGCAGAGGGACAUGACCGUGAAGUGUUUCCUGGUCAAGAUUACUCCAACCCUCGCGUCAAGGACUUUGUGGAUGUGGCUCAGUUCGGCAAGACGCUUGUAGACAGAAAGACAACACCUCGCAUGCCGUGGCAUGAUGUGACGCUGGGUGUAGUUGGACCCAUUGCCAGAGACAUUGCUCGUCAUUUCAUCCAACGAUGGAACUUUCUGAAAUCCACCAAGAGCAUGCAUCGUCGCAACUUGCCAUUCUUGAUGCCCAAAGGUGAAUAUGUAGCUGCUAGAGAUGAGAGCAAUUUUACGGGUACGUGUCGAGUGCAGUUGCUGCGAAGCUCGUCUCGCUGGAGCUCUGAUGUGGAGCGUGAACAUUCCAUCUACAAUGCCUACAUGGAAUGCAUUGCUCAUUCAAAACACUACAUCUACAUUGAAAACCAAUUCUUUAUCAGCACAACCCAAGACGACAAGCUACUGCGUAACAAGAUUGCUCAGGCACUGGUGGAAAGAAUCAGAAGAGCACACGGCAGGGGCGAAAAGUUUAGGGUGUAUGUGGUGAUACCUCUUGUGCCUGCGUUUGAAGGCGAUUUAGCGUCGAGCGAAGCAUCGUCUGCCAGAACUGUCAUGCAUUUCCAAUAUGUCACCAUCUCACGUGGUGGAAGCUCUAUUGUAGAGAAGCUGAAAGAGUAUGGUAUUGAUGCGGAUCAGUACAUUUCGUGGUUCAGUCUUAGAAACUAUGGCAAAAUCAAGACCAACAAGAACACGCCAGCAGCAGCAUCUCCACAGCCACCCAACAACGACAGUGGGUCUGUGUUUGGUGAUGAAGCAGCUGUCAAGGAUCCCUUUGAUGAUGCAUCUACGCACCAACACCUUUAUCCCCACUUGCAUCUGCACAAAUUACAUACAAAUGAAUCGACCGCCUCCACAGCCACAGCGAGCAGCGUGCUGGGCGGGCAAUCGACCUUAAAUCCAGUGGAUACGAGCAACAGCAGUCGACGUGGAUCUUCCACGAGCAGCAAUACCAGCCCUGCGGUAGAUGAUGACAGAUACGACUAUGUCAGUGAGCUGUUGUACAUUCAUGAUAAACUCAUGAUUGUCGAUGAUCGCAUUGUACUGAUGGGAUCUGCCAACAUCAAUGAUCGCUCUCAGCUGGGUAAUCGUGAUUCCGAGAUUGCCAUGCUGGUGGAGGAUACUGAGAUGGUGCCUUCCUUUAUGAAUGGCAAAGAGUACAAGGCAGCCAAAUUCGCACAUACACUGCGUAUGCAACUAUGGAAGGAGCAUCUCGGCCUUCUCAACUUUGAAAAAUGGUCGCAAUUACUGCAAGAUGAAGACGAAAAGCAAGUAGAAACACUUGAUAUACCACAAUCCACCAACACAACCAACACACACGCCUACCCCAGCUUGGCAAGGUCUCACAACAAUGCACAGGACAUUAGAACCAUUGAAGCAGAUGAGCCUGUCAAGAUGCUGGACAGGGCAAGCCGCACUUUCAGCUUUUACGACACAUUCAAGACGCAUCAUCAUGCCAAACGCCAUGACGCAGCUGCUCUGGAUCCCCUGUCAGACCACACUUACAACAACAUUUGGCUCAAACGAGCAACCACCAACACACACAUUUACAGACAGCUGUUUCGAUGUGUACCGGACGAUACAGUGCAUACCUACGAACAGCACCGCAAAUUCAUACCUGAUCCACUCAAGGUCAAGACUGGCCAUGUUGCCGAUCCCAAUUUGGCAGAACAAGAGAUUUGUGAGCAGCUGGAUCAGAUACGCGGCCAUUUAGUCUUGUUCCCAAAAGACUAUCUCAAGGAUGAAAACUUGCUACAAGGCACCAUCAUCGAUACAAUGACCCCAAUGAUUAUCUUUACUUAG
Messenger RNA from Mucor velutinosus, 4104 nucleotides. Its product is annotated as 60S ribosomal protein L21A. Gene Ontology annotation, molecular function: phosphatidylinositol binding; D-type glycerophospholipase activity. Gene Ontology annotation, cellular component: intracellular membrane-bounded organelle. The record is from RefSeq and is a predicted model, not a curated record. The transcript has 10 exons. Gene Ontology annotation, biological process: phospholipid catabolic process; phosphatidic acid biosynthetic process; intracellular signal transduction. The coding region runs from base 1 to 4104 and encodes 1367 amino acids. NCBI's taxonomy places the organism in Eukaryota, Fungi, Mucoromycota, Mucoromycetes, Mucorales, Mucoraceae.